AUGGGCAAGAUAAAAAAUUCUGAGGGAGCGAGGAAGGGAAGCAUUGACAAAAUAAGAUUGAUCAUAGGAAAAGCGCAAGCUGGCCUCUCGCGGUCCACAAGGGGGAGGGAAUACCACUUUGUGGUAAUUGCAACGAAAGGUUGGGAACCAGAGAGGUUCAUUGUUGAAUUGGGUUGUCUAAAUAAUCCUGAGUUUUUGAGAUUGCUAAAACAAGCUGAGGAAGAAUUUGGAUUUUCUCAGGAGGGAGCUCUUGCGAUUCCCUGUCGACCAGAUGAGCUACAGAGCAUCCUCGGAAUAACAAGGCUGAUUGUUGACUCUGACCAAGAAGAAGGGAUUGGUAAAAGGGAGGUAAAAGCAGAUCUUCGCACUAGAGUAGUGGACGUUAUACCUGCAGUGACGUACGAUUGA
Dovyalis caffra is the source of this 408-nucleotide messenger RNA. Lineage: Eukaryota; Viridiplantae; Streptophyta; Magnoliopsida; Malpighiales; Salicaceae. The record is from the annotation of a GenBank genome assembly.